GACGACGGCAACAACUCAGGCGGCGAUGGCGAUCGACGGAGAAGACAACCUAGCAGCAGGCGGCGGCAUGCAAUUGAUGGCAACGGCAACGGCAACGACAACAACUCAGGUGGCGAUGGCGUUCGACGGAGAGGAAAACCCGGCGGCGGCAUGCAAUCGACAGCAACGACAACAACUCAGGCGACGAUGGCCAUCGACGGAGAAGACAACCCAGCGGCGGCAGCGAUUGCAUGUUUUUGGUUAUGAGAUUGGAGCGGGUGGAGGGAAUGGGAAGGGGUCAGUCGGCUGUGCUCUGCGUGGGACGGCGUCGAUGGAGAGCCAGAGGAAUCGAGGUCCUCGAGAAGACAGCGGCGGAGUGGAGCGGCGACGGCCGUGAGUGGGAAAGGGGGCGGACUGCCUAGAGGGUAGGGUUGUGACUUGCGAGGGUUUGGGCUCGGUAGGUUGUGGGGAGAGUUGGGCUGUAAGUGAGGGUUUGGGCUCAAUUGGGUUGUGUGGAGAGUUAGGCUAUGAGGGUUUGGCUAUGUAUAUUAAGUUUUUCGGUUUUUCGGUUCGGUGUUCGGAUUGUCGGUUCGGCCAACACGACCCUGGCUCCCGAACUAUGCAUUUUUUGUUUCCGAUUUCCGAACAACAUAAUUUCGGUUUCGGUU
Linum tenue is the source of this 647-nucleotide messenger RNA. Lineage: Eukaryota; Viridiplantae; Streptophyta; Magnoliopsida; Malpighiales; Linaceae. The record is from the annotation of a GenBank genome assembly.